ACUUUUAAUAUAUUAUGUAUAUAUAUAUAUAUAUAUAUAUAUAUACACACAUUGUAAAUAAUGAUUUUGGAUUUGCUCGCUAAUGUCAUUUCUUUUGUCUUUGUUUGUCUCUUCAAACCACACUUGCAAGUACAAAGAUCCCCAAAAAAACAAAUAAUUGUUCAUAUGCAAGAAAAAAAGAAAGGCUGUUAUGCAGCUCAGACGACGCGAUACAUAUCGGUUAAGAAAAAACUCCAUUAAAAAUCAUAUUGUUGCCGUCCCAGACAAAACCACAUUAUCUUACGGGAAAUCUGAUUUUUCAAGACAAGCUGGCCUCACCAUACAAGAACCAACACUUCCUGAAAAAGCUUUCGCCUAUCAAAUCUGCGUAAAUAAACCCGAAGACAAUUUAGCCAAAGGCAAACAAAUAUGUGGACCUUUAACCAUCUAUGCAAUAGGGUGCACAUCGGCUACGUCAGCACUAUACGCUGCAAUGUUAAACACAAUGCCAACCAAAGGUGAAUCAAAAAACAGUGUCCUGCUAUUAUAGAGCAACGAAGUGAGUACAUUGCUCUAAAAAAAGUUCCCAACUGUUUGUAUUGUAGAGCUAAAAAGUUUGAAUACAAAUCUAGCGGAUUUUGUUGCAACAACGGCUCAAUACGACCAACAACAUAUGAAAUGCCACCCGAAUUAGCAAGAUUAUACUUUGCGAAGACAGAAGAAUCUGAACAUUUUCGCACUUAUAUCAGAACAUACAAUAACAUGUUUGCUUUCACUUCGCUUGGUGUAAAGUAUGAUAAAGACCUAGCAAAAAGAAAUUAUGGUAUUUGCACAUUCAAAGUCCAAGGACAAAUUUAUCACUUUAUAGAUGAUUUAAUCGCUUACAACCAAAACUCAAAAAAUUUACAGUUAUACUUCUAUGAUCACGACAAUGAACUAACCAAUAGAAUGACUUGUUCGACAAAAAUCGACGAAUUAAUUAUGCAAAAGUUGAUGACAUCUUGAAAGUGAACCCAUAUAAUAUAUUCCUAAAAUCUUUGAUGAAUGUUCCUCAAUUGACAAAUUUCUAUAUUGCCCUUAAAUGUGACUCAUCAUUAGAUCAACGAAGAUAUAACUUACCCCGUACAUCAGAGGAUGCAACAUGGCCUGAGGAAAAUUCUGCAGGCUCUAUCUCUGCGCCACAUAUUCGAAUCUAUACUCAAAGUAAUAGAAUUUAAUUAUUAAAUUAUUAUUACAGAUGUUAUGAUCCUCUACAGUAUCCAUUGUUAUUUCCGUAUGGUCAAAAUGGAUGACAUUGUGGAAUAAAAAAAAUUAUUCAAACAAAUAGCGUGACAAGAAAUAGAGCUUACUGUGAACAUGAAGAGCUAUCCAGUAUAUCAAAUAUGUAUUUAGUGGAUGCAUUUCUUGAUAUGGAGGCUCAAUCACAACAAAAAGGAAAACGAAAAGAGAUACAGUUUUCUAUCGAGAAAACUAUUGCUACAAGUUUCAAAUAAGAGAUAAUGAAACAAAUGAAGUAUUGCAUUGUGAAAGAAUAUUUCAAAAAUUUAUAGUGGAUGUAUAUAUCAAGCUUGAAGCACAAAGAUUAUAUUUUUUUUGGCAUUUAAUUCAGAUUUGUUUAGAAUUGAAUUUUUACAAAGAAUUGUAGAUGUUCUAAGAAGUGGUGAAAGGGAAACCUGUAAAGUUGGAAAGAAAUCAUUACUUCUUGUUACAUUUAUUGGAGGGCCUAGAGACAUGCAUCGUCGAUAUAUGGAUGCUACCUCAUUGGUUCAAUAUUUUAGAAACCUGACUUAUUCAUACCAAUGAUAUGUAAUCCAUUUUGGUUAGAAAUAAAAAAAAUCUAUUACACACUGACAAAGUGCAAAUAAGCCUGACUUAGUAGAGUAUUCAGAGCAAAGAUAGAAUUAAAAUAUGAUAUAUUAAAAAGAUAAAUUUUUAAAAAAGUUGCAGGUUUUAUGUACACUGUAGAAUUUUAAAAACAUGGUCUUCCCAUGAUCAUUUCCUCAUUAUACUUACUGAUGAACACAAAUUAUUAGCUCUUGAAUCCUAUGAUAAAUUUGUUUGUGCUGAAUUACCUGACUCUAAGAAAGAAUCUUAUCUAUAUUCACUUGUUACUCAACAUAUGAUGCAUGGUCCUUGUGGAAAGUUAAAUCCAACAAAUAUUUACAUGAAUAAAAAGGUAAUUGCAAGUUUAAAUAUCUAAAAGAUUGUCGAUCAUAUAUCAAAAGAAAAGAAUUGAUAUCCAAUAUAUAGAAGAAUUGAUCAAGCAAAAACAUUACUCCAACAUAUGUACAAGCAUGGUUGCAAGCCAAUCACUGCAACAUACAAUGUACUGUUAAACGGGCUUUGCCAGAGUGGGAGGUCUGCCGAGGCACAAGAGAUUAUGAAUAUGUGUGAGUGGUGGUGGAAACCAAAUCCUACAACAUUUAGGACCCAUUUGGUAGGAUGGAUUAUUUUCAUAAUCCAUGAAUUAAAUGAUGGGAUUACUUAGUACAUUGUUUGGUAGCAAUUUUGAAGCUAUGUAUUACUAAUACAUGGAUUAGUUAUACACCCUACAUGGUAUUAUAGGUUGUAUAACUAAUACACCCAACUUGGUGGGAUUAUAAUCCAUGGAUAAAUAUUUGUCAAGACAAAAAUGCGCUCAAAUUUCUUUAAUUUUUUUCUAAAUCUUUUCAAUUUAUUCAAUGUGAGUUAUUUCUUUUCAAUUUAUCAAGAUAAUAAUAUCCCUCCAAAUAAUUUUAGUCAUAAAAAAACUACUCCAUUAACUUAAAAAAUAAUUAUUGGUCACAAUCCGAAAAUAAAUUGCAUGAUUGCAUACAAACUUUAAUUUUGUAAAUAGGAUAUCAUAAAUAAAAAUAUUUUUUUCUACUUAGCUUUAACAUGCACUCUACGGAACACAAAUUUAUAUCAAUAAUAAUUCUAUUGUCUCGUUCAAAAGUUACACGUAUCUUCCAACGUAAGAACAUCACAAAGUGGAA
This is a messenger RNA of Capsicum annuum, 2954 nucleotides long. RefSeq lists its product as uncharacterized. The record is from RefSeq and is a predicted model, not a curated record. The coding region runs from base 191 to 529 and encodes 112 amino acids. NCBI's taxonomy places the organism in Eukaryota, Viridiplantae, Streptophyta, Magnoliopsida, Solanales, Solanaceae. The transcript has 4 exons.